AUGUUCAUGUUCACAGAACUCAUCUCCUCUCCUGGAUGUAAGCGAGUAUAACUUACCAGGGAUGUAACUGAACAUUUUUUUCUGCAGUGCAUUUCUACUGGGUGAUCCAAGAUGGCCAGGAACUGCUCCGAGUGCAAGGAGAAGAGGGUGGCACACAUCCUGUGCACCUACUGCAACCGCUGGCUGUGCAGCUCGUGCACCGAGGAGCACCGGCACGGCCCUGCCCCCGGGGGCCCGCUCUUUUCUCGGGCCCACAAGGGACCGCCAGGAGUGAGUGGCGGUUCUGGAGACUUCGCCUUGUACUGUCCUAUACACACACAGGAAGUGCUCAAGCUAUUCUGCGAGACCUGUGAUGUGCUCACGUGCCAUAGCUGCCUCAUGGUGGAUCACAAAGAACACAGGUGCAGACAUCUUGAAGAAGUUUUGCAAAACCAGAGGAUGCUUCUAGAAAGUGUGACUACACAGGUGGCUCAUAAGAAAUCUAGUCUACAGACAUCUGCAAAACAAAUUGAGGACAGGAUUUUUGAGGUGAAGCAUCAACACAGGAAGGUGGAAAACCAAAUCAAAAUGGCCAAGAUGGUUCUGAUGAAUGAGCUGAACAAACAGGCCAACGGGCUCAUAGAGGAGUUGGAGGGCAUUACUAAUGAGAGAAAGCGGAAGCUGGAGCAGCAGUUACAGAGCAUCAUGGUCCUCAACCGUCAGUUUGAACAUGUGCAGAACUUCAUCAGUUGGGCCGUCUGCAGCAAAACCAGUGUCCCUUUCCUGUUCAGCAAAGAGCUGAUUGUGUUUCAGAUGCAGCGAUUGCUGGAGACAAACUGUAACACAGAUCCAGGCUCCCCCUGGAGUAUCAGAUUCACCUGGGAGCCUAACUUCUGGACCAAGCAGCUGGCUUCCCUUGGCUGUAUAACUACUGAAGGUGGACAGCUGUCCCGGGCAGAUACUCCUGCUUAUGGAGGCUUACAGGGACCGUCAUCCUUUUAUCAAAGCCACCAGUCCCCAGUGGCUCAGCAAGAACCUCUUAGCCACCCCUCGCACAAGUUCCAGUCUCCAGCACUGUGUUCCUCCGCUGCGUGCUGCUCCCACUGCUCCCCAGCCUCACCCUCCCUCAAAGGCCAGGUCACCCCCGCCAGCAUACACCCAGCCCACGGCUUCAGGCAGCCCUCUGAGAUGGCACCGCAGCAACUGGGGUCUCUGCAGUGCUCUCCCCUGCUGCCCAGGGAGAAGGAGCUGGCUUGCAAUCCUCAGCCCCCAAAGCUGAUGCAGCCCUGGCUGGAAAGCCAGCCACCCGGGGAGCAGGAGAACCCAGCCCAGCGGCUCGGGCCGCAGCUGACUUCCCAGCCUGUAUGCAUCGUGCCCCCACAGGAUGUUCAGCACGGGGCGCAUGCCCAGCCCACCUUGCAGACCCCCUCUAUCCAAGUGCAGUUCGGCCACCACCAGAAGCUGAAGCUCAGCCACUUUCAGCAGCUGCCGCCGCAGCAGCUGCCCCCUCUACCCCCUCCGCCACCUCCACCCCAGCAGCAGCCACCACCUCUACCUCCACCCCAGCAUCCGGCUUCUAGUCAGCAUGGCAGCCCUCCUGGGCCUGCCUGUUCCCAGAACGUGGAUAUAAUGCACCACAAAUUUGAGCUGGAGGAGAUGCAGAAGGACCUGGAGCUUCUCCUUCAGGCUCAACAGCCCAGCCUACAACUGAACCAGACCAAAUCCCCUCAGCAUCUUCAGCAAACCAUUGUGGGGCAGAUCAACUACAUUGUGAGGCAGCCAGCGCCCGUCCAGUCCCAGAGCCAAGAGGAUGCUGUGCAGGCUUCAGAGGAGCCCCCAGCAUCAGAAGACCCAAAGCCAGCUGUCCCUCUUGACAAGAAUACGGCUGCUAGCUCGCCCCAGGCGCCUGGGGAGGAAACCCCUCCCGGUGCACCCGCACUGGACGGCACCAUCCGGCACCCCUCUCCGAAUGUGGUGAGAAAGCAUUCCACUUCGGUUAGCAUCAUGGGGUUUUCCAACACGCUGGAGAUGGAGCUGUCAUCUACCAGGCUGGCAAGGACCCUAGAGCCACAGAUCCAGAGUGUGAGCAGCCUGACUGCUGCACCUUCCCACAUGGUCCCAAGCCUGCUGAGUGGCACGCCCACAACUGUGUCCGGCCUGAUGAGCGGUCAAAACCAGGCUAUGCCCAGCCUGACAGCCAGUCAUCUGCAGACCAUACCCAGCCUCGUACGCAGCGUGCCCCAGCCCAUGCCCAGUCUGAUGAGUGAUUCCUCCCAGGCCAUCCCAAGCCUAGCAAGUGAUCACUUGCAGGCCAGGCCCAACCCGAUGUCCGGUCUCACCCAGACUAUGCCGAGUCUGGCAACUUGUCCUCUGCAGAACAUGCCUCCAGCAGCUGACAUGCAACCUGAAAGUGGCUCCAGCUGCAGUCCUGGCUCUGGCCGAGCUGGAGGGAGCCUGUGCCCUGCUGAUGUGGCUGACCCCUCUCUUGGGAAUGCCCUGUGUAAGAUGGAAAAUGAGGAUUCUACCCGCUUCACUGACUCUCUGGGACAAGACCCCACAACCCUGGGUCUGGAGGUUUCCAAGGAUUUGGCUAUGCCUGCAGAAUUGGAGGAGCCAAUUAACCUCUCUGUGAAGAAACCUCCACUGGUCCCAGCGGUCAACACAUCCAUGGCUCUGCAGCAGUACCGGAACCCAAAAGAGCAUGAGAGUUUUGAGCAAGGAGCCCUGGAGCUGGAUGCAAAAGAGAACCAGAGUAUCAGGCCCUUCAGUAGUGAGCCUAAGAUUCCCUACGUGCGGCUGGAACGGCUCAAGAUCUGUGCGGCCUCCUCGGGAGAGAUGCCAGUGUUCAAGUUGAAGCCCCAGAAGAAGGAGCAGGAUGGGAGCUUCCUGCUGAUCAUUGAGUGCGGCACUGAGUCCUCCAGCAUGUCCAUUAAGGUCAGCCAGAACAACCUGCCUGAUGCCGUCCAGGCCCCAAGUCUGGGGGGAAGAAAGGUCACUGUCACUUCUCUGGCUGGGCAGCAGCCCCCAGAGGCGGAGGGUGCAUCUCCUCAGGAACAAAGACUCAUUCCUCGGACCCCUGGAGCCAAGAAGGGGCCCCCAGUACCCAUAGAGAACGAGGACUUCUGCGCCGUGUGCCUCAACGGGGGGGAGUUGCUGUGCUGUGAUCGCUGCCCCAAAGUGUUCCACCUCUCCUGCCACCUGCCGGCCUUGCUAGGCUUCCCGGGGGGAGAUUGGGUGUGCACCUUGUGCCGCAGCCUGACCCAGCCCGAGAUGGAGUACGACUGUGAGAAUGCCCGCUAUUGCCAGCCUGGGACGCGGGCCACCCCUGGCCUGAGCAUCUGCGACCAGAAGAAGUGUGAAAAGCUGGUCCUGUCCUUGUGCUGCAAUAGCCUCAGCCUGCCCUUCCACGAGCCCGUUAGCCCGCUGGCCCAGCAUUACUACCAGAUUAUCAAGAGGCCCAUGGACCUGUCGAUCAUCCGGAGGAAGCUGCAAAAGAAGGACCCAGCUCACUACACCACCCCGGAGGAGGUGGUGUCCGACGUCCGCCUCAUGUUCUGGAACUGUGCGAAGUUUAACUAUCCUGACUCAGAAGUUGCGGAGGCCGGCCGCUGCCUGGAAGUGUUCUUUGAGGGCUGGUUGAAGGAGAUCUACCCGGAGAAACGUUUUGCCCAGCCAAGGCAGGAGGACUCAGACUCCGAGGAGGUGUCUAGCGAGAGUGGGUGUUCCACUCCCCAGGGCUUCCCAUGGCCCCCCUAUGUGCAGGAGGGCAUCCAGCCCAAGAGGCGGCGACGUCACAUGGAGAACGAAAGAGCAAAACGAAUGUCCUUCCGCCUGGCCAGCAGUGUCUCCCAGGUGUGAGCAGCCUGGCGGCUGGUGCCCCAUCCUGUCGACCACUCCUCCCCACCUUUCAGCUCAUUCUCUUCGGAUCGUGGAUGUGAGACGAGUCUUGUCGAGCUGUGUAGUGCUCUUCUUUGCCGUUUGCAUCUUACAGCAUUCAUUUGAGAGCCAUAGUGCAUCCACUACAGAGAAGAUUUCAGUAAUAAACAGCAAAGAGGGAGGUGUUCCCGAUUACCAGAAAAA
Odobenus rosmarus divergens (Pacific walrus) is the source of this 4059-nucleotide messenger RNA. RefSeq names its product tripartite motif containing 66 (gene TRIM66). NCBI's taxonomy places the organism in Eukaryota, Metazoa, Chordata, Mammalia, Carnivora, Odobenidae. The transcript is spliced from 20 exons. The record is from RefSeq and is a predicted model, not a curated record. Gene Ontology annotation, molecular function: zinc ion binding; protein binding.